Bipolaris sorokiniana ND90Pr is the source of this 1152-nucleotide messenger RNA. RefSeq lists its product as uncharacterized. The transcript has 6 exons. Lineage: Eukaryota; Fungi; Ascomycota; Dothideomycetes; Pleosporales; Pleosporaceae. The coding region runs from base 1 to 1152 and encodes 383 amino acids. The record is from RefSeq and is a predicted model, not a curated record.
AUGGCACCCGCGCGCGAUGACAAGUUCCUACUAGAAGUUUGGAGUCUGUACUCAGUUGGUGCACUAUGGCUUCUUCUCAGGUUCGCAGUACGCCUUCGUACUGUUGGAGUAAUGGGGCUGCAACUUGACGAUGGCUUCGCGUUCGUUACACUGAUUGCCUGGACCUACACGUGCGCCGUAACAGAGAUAAUGUAUCACACCGGAACGAAUACCGACUACUCUGCAGCCGAGACAGCUCUGUUCAAUGAGGACAAGUUUGCAGAAGUAGAGUUUUCAAGCAAGCUCUUUCUAGGCUCUUGGUACGCGUACAUUGUUUUGAUCUUCAGUCUUAAAGGUGUCGUUGUAAUGCUCUACCGACGAAUCUUCCUGGAGCUCUGGCAAAUCUACAUGCUACGUUUCACGAUAUUUCUAUGCUUGUCAGGAUUCACGGCCACCACACUAGCUUUCAGCCUCUCAUGCCUGCCAUACUACCAAAGGUGGCAGUUGGUUCCACGUCCACCUCUCGUAUGCACCGCGUCACCGAAAAUACUCAUUCUUGCAAGCUGUCUUAACGCUACGACAGAUGUCUUUUUGCUCAGUAUACCAGUUCCGCUUCUUUGGCAGUUGAACAAGCCUUUGUACAUUCGGUUUGGUAUUUUUGCCCUUUUAGCUUCUGGUCUCUUCGUUCUGGCUGCAUGUAUCACCCGUGUAUCACUCACUGUUGUACCCAACAUGUUCGUUCUCAAUAUUGCGCGCUGGGGUAUACGAGAGUUCUGCAUCGCCAUUGUUGCUGUUAACAGUGCUUGUCUCCAACCUCUAUUCCACAGAUCGUUCUGGGCCAAUCAAAAACCUCAUCCAGCAAACCGGAGUAAUCGAAAUUACGUCUUCGCAUCUGCACAGCGGGCCCGUCAACGCUUCACAAAAGCACGGAACCAUAGCCAUGUUCUAGACUCUACAUCUGCAGGCGCAUCCAUCAGCAACGCGUCUAUGCAACAUGCAACUAUGAAACAAGAAUAUGUUGGUAAGAACAAUAUUUUGAACAACUUAAGAUAUGAAGUCGCUUCGAAUCAACCACGAAAUGAUCAGCACGGUAGUGGAAUGGAAACUAUAUCAGUCAUUCAGAACUUAGGAGAGCUUGACAUAGAAAAAGGCGAAGCUUUCCUGACAGGAUAG